Daldinia caldariorum is the source of this 2484-nucleotide messenger RNA. Its product is annotated as HET-domain-containing protein. The transcript is spliced from 8 exons. Lineage: Eukaryota; Fungi; Ascomycota; Sordariomycetes; Xylariales; Hypoxylaceae. The coding region runs from base 1 to 2484 and encodes 827 amino acids. The record is from RefSeq and is a predicted model, not a curated record.
AUGACUCUUUUCGGUAUUAUACUCUCAGUCUACGAGAAGAUCCUCUGGUUCCAGCUUCAACCUGAAGACGCGCUUGUGACACCACACCACAACUCACGCCGCGCCCUAGAAGCAUCAGCGCAGUCAUGUCGUCUAUGUUCCAUAGUUCUUCGCGUCGCGAUAUCCAACUAUCGAGAUUCGCGGGAAAGAAGGGAGCGCAUGGGCUAUUGGAGACAAUUCAAUGCCAUAAACUACCAUAAAGGCUCCGAUGUGCGGCAAAUCACGUACGUGAAGGAGCUUGGAGCAUCCAUGCCUGCUACGUCGACGGAUUAUAAUCAGAGCAUGGGAAGAGGAGUAUUGGCGGCGACCGGUAGCAUUAAAGCCGACGGCAAUCAUGUAGGAAACGACACUCCAACCCUCGAAUCACUUAGUGUUAAUGAGGAGGACUCGGCCGAUCUGCCGGUCUGGCUUUAUGGUAACUGGUGGGCCGAACGCGAACUCAUUGACCCCGGCGAUACAACCCAUAUACGACUCAUGGGAGUGGGAGCCCGGUUUGGAAAGACAGAAAACCACUUUGAUGCCCUUAAUAAUAGACCGAAUCAAGUUAGCCUGCGUGGAAGCUCCAUUGGUAUCUGUACAACCGAUGACAGCGUUUUCAGCGUGAUACCGGGUCGACUACGCGAGAUGGAAUCAGACUCGGAUGUCGCAAUUGAUCGUCUCCAGAAGUGGAUGAAAGACUGCGAGUUGAACCAUCCCUUCUGCGGACGUCCGCAGCCGAACCCCCUCCUCCCAACGCGUGUUAUAGAUGUCUUCGCUUCGGACCGUGGGGUAUCAGUGGUUGAAACUGUUGGUCAAAAAGGGAGAUAUGUAACUCUCAGCCAUUGCUGGGGUACGUCAUUAAGGUUGAUGGCAACUAAACAGCCUAUUCAAGAUCUCAAGCAAGGUAUUGCCGUAUCAUUCCUUCCUAAGACGUUCCAGGACGCGAUCAAGAUAACGCAGCGCCUCGGGAUCAAGUACCUCUGGAUAGACUGUUUGUGUAUCAUUCAGGAUGAUCCCGACGACUGGGAAAAGGAGGCGGCUGCCAUGAGCCACGUCUAUCGUAACUCCUACCUAACGAUAUCAGCGGCGGCUUCCAAGGAUAGGUGCUCUGGGUGUUUCCCAAAGCGUGAGAGUGAUUCGUACGUAUCCCCCGCAAGCAUCUCGCUUGGGUAUGACAAACCUAGAGAAACAAGAGGACCGAGAAGCCACGAAAUAGUGUACGGAUACACAUCCCAACCGGAUAAGAAGAGCCCGAUUUACCUGUUUGAGGAGUGGUUGCCGGGAUCUAGCUUUCAUUCCCCUCAGAGGAUGGGGAUGGGAUCGUUCGGCAAGCGAUACGACCCAAUCGCCGACGAGCCUCUCAGCUCGCGGGCGUGGACGCUGCAGGAGCGCAUCCUCUCAGCCCGUCUGAUACACUACGUCCGCGACCAGAUGUACUUUGAAUGCGAAAGUUGUAUCCUGUCCGAAGAUGGAUUCAGGUUCGGCGACAUAUACUUUGGCAUGAAACGCCUCUUAGAGACGCAAUGGCAAGGGGGAUGGAUCUCCCUGAUUGAGAACUGUUCUAUGCGUAACUUGACGGUGCACCGAGAUAAGCUCACCGCGCUGGCUGGCGUGGCGAGAGCAAUAGCAGAGAAAACGCGAGACCGUUACUACUCAGGUCUGUGGCAGAGACAUUUCACGGAGGAUCUGUGUUGGCGGAUGUAUCCGUACGAGGAGAAGGAGAACCGGAGGGAUGCGAAGAUCACUCCGCUGACGGGCAAGUGCUUGGGGACUGUCCGUAGGCCGCCUGAGAAUGUAGUCUCGAGAAUCAUCAAUUGUAAAAUCAUCCCCGCCGGAAAGGGCCCCUACGGUAGGGUGUCUAGUGGUAAGCUGGAUAUUGAGGGACUUAUAUACGAAGUUAGACCACAUACCCCAAAGAAGACAUGGGAUCGACACAAAAUCCCGGUGGAAAUUGAUCUAGAAGACGGCCGUGGAAUAUCGGCCGGCAGCUUGCAUCUGGAUGUACCAGAAGAGUCGAUCUUGUACCCCUGCUACGCGCUGUUCCUAGAUCCGUCCAAAGCUCUCAUUCUGCGAACCCAGGACCUAGAAGCGAAGCGCAGCAAAGACGGAACCGAAGACCCGGAUGCUGCUCUGGUCCCCAAGCCGGUUCUGACGACGUCCGAUGUCAAUCGCAGCAUAGUAGAGCACCCGGAGAUGAAAACGUUCAUGUUUCAGGCCAUGUACCCGGUCGUGCGCGUCGGAGUUGGUGUAUUCAUUAAAGAGCCGACGAAGAAUCAAGAAGACCGACCCGACGAUGGAGAUGGGGAAGAGGAGGAGAAGCCGAAGGUGUGGCACGAGGCGAAGCAGGGGAAGCUGACGCUAGAUAAGAUCCUACACGUCGAAGGAGACCAGUCGUGGGGGCCGGUUACGAAGGAUGAUCCCAAGAUAUGGGUAACGAUGUUAAGUACAAUUGGGUAUGUCAACUAG